Molecule: messenger RNA, 1017 nt
Organism: Suillus subaureus
Lineage: Eukaryota; Fungi; Basidiomycota; Agaricomycetes; Boletales; Suillaceae
Exons: 6
Coding region: 301-837 (178 amino acids)
Source: RefSeq, a predicted model, not a curated record
GGAAACCAUCCAUGAGUCAAUGUCAAGGUGUGUUCCGAUAGAAAAAGACCUCUCAUUCAGCAGGUUUCGAACCUGCGCAGUCGAAGAGAAACAGAUUUUGAUUCUGUUGCAGAAACCACUUGGCUAAGACCAGUUGAGACGAAUAUCUGACGAAACCAUCUGUGAGUGAAUGUCGAAACUAUAAGACCAGUUAAGGUUGAACUUCGUUGACCUCAGGAAACCAUCCAUGAGUGAAUAUUUGUCACUUCAAGGUACCCGGAGAAUUUGAAUCUAGGGCGCGAGUUUCUCACGCCUCCAGUCAUGAACAACGAGACGGUCACAACCGAUUCACAACCUGCGGCACCGCCAUCGGACUCGAUACGAAUAACAAGGCAGGGCAAAAUCAGAUUCUGGGUCAAGCACGGAUUAGACUUUUUCCAGGAAAAUCCUGACAAGCCAUUGACGCUGCACACUUCCCCGGCCGAUGUUGCACAAUCUACGAUCCCUCGGUUGAUUUCAGUUGUGGAGAUCCUGAAGCGCGAAUAUCUGAAAACGUUGGAUUUUUGUGCAGGACAGCUGACGGGGCUGCAUCAGUACAAUGAACUACAAUGGGAGCAACGUGGCGAGAUCGCUGCAGAAGGGGAGGAUCGAGCGAGUACCAUAGCAAGAGCUUUGGAAGGUGAAAAAUAUCCUAAGCUUACGCUUGCGCCUUAUAUGAAAGUCACGCUGUGCAGGACGGCUCUUCCAGGAAUGCAUGAGAAAAAAGAGGUGACGUACCAGACACCACAGACACGACGACUGUCCAAGACUACAAAGGCGAGAUUGAAGAAAAAAGCAAAGCAGCAGCAGAUGCCUUAGUUUCGGGGACAAGUUAGACACGUUUUACGUAUCUUGAUCUUGGUUUCAUCUGCCACUGCAAGCAACUCGCCCGAGACUUCCAACGAUGUUAAGCCUGUCACAUCACGGAUCAAUACUGGUGGAAGUGCAGUAGGGGAUAAAGUACCGCUUGGCAACAUAUGCAUGUCAAAAAAUCAAGCC